Molecule: messenger RNA, 782 nt
Organism: Blepharisma stoltei
Lineage: Eukaryota; Ciliophora; Heterotrichea; Heterotrichida; Blepharismidae
Source: the annotation of a GenBank genome assembly
AUGUAUUUUCUUAUCUGCUUACUCCCCCCCAUCCUAGAUCGAACGAUUGACUGUAAAAAUUCCUAAAAAUUGAACCCCCAUCCUUGAUCGAACAAUUUUCAUAUAAUUUUUAUAUAUAGAAAUAUAAUAGUUAUCAAAAGCUUGGAAGAUGUGCCUAAUGAAGUUGUUUUCAGAGACUUUGAGACGACAAGAAGCUACGAAAUCAACCAUCCGAAGUGCUUUAGUAAAUAACCUGGGCUUAAAAACUCAAUAAUCUAAAAUAUAGAGAUUCUUUAAAAUUUUAAAAAACAAAAUUUUAAUUCAAUAAGGAACAAAAUUAAAAUUUAUACAGUUUAAAAGUGGUAGCCAAUAAAUCAAAAUAUUAAAAAUUGGUCUUCUUAUGAAAUUAAUUCAAUUUUUUGCUGUAAAAAUAAUUAUUAAAUACUCUUAACCCUCUGAUUUAAAAGUAAAUAAAAAAAAAUAUAUAAAAUUUUUUCCCAAAAAAAUUUUUUUUUAAACCUAUCCUUGAUCGAACGAUGACGAGCCGUUAGAUCAAGGAUGGGGGGGAGUUAGUAAAUCAAAAUCGUAAUUUUUGUUUAUAUUGUUCUUUAAAACAUAAAGUUAAAAUUCUAAAAGCUUUCACCAAUGUAAUUACACUCGUGAUUUUUCAAAUUAUACAACUUGAUAAUUUUUUUUGAUUAUUUAGAAUUCGAUUGUGAAAGAAAAUUGCUAAUGAGCAUGGAGAAAUGAAUAAUUAUUGCUUGAGAUAUAAGCUUGAUAAAUAUUUCCUGGAUUCUUGAUAA